This is a messenger RNA of Monomorium pharaonis (pharaoh ant), 3052 nucleotides long. It is a transcript of the gene Spag1, whose product is annotated as RNA polymerase II-associated protein 3. Gene Ontology annotation, cellular component: mitochondrion; cytosol. Bases 462 to 2810 code for a protein of 782 amino acids. The record is from RefSeq and is a predicted model, not a curated record. The transcript has 11 exons. Gene Ontology annotation, molecular function: heat shock protein binding. Lineage: Eukaryota; Metazoa; Arthropoda; Insecta; Hymenoptera; Formicidae.
AAGGGGAGAGUAGAUACUACUCUCGGGCACGGUGCUGACGAAGGUGGAAAUGCGAGUUUAUCCUCGUUAGACAUGCGUUGCUGUUCUGUUCCUCGCGGAAUUGUAACCUCUCUGGAGUGCAAUCAGGAAAAAUCGAUUCUAUCGAUCGUUACGAAGGAAGGCCCGAGUCAAACAGAAAAUCAACAACUCGCGUAUCCGUGGUAACUCGAUGAACUAAAGGGCGGCAUCGGCGGGGGACAACCGUCAGGGUCGUGAGAUCAGAGCGGAGUAGCAGUAAUUGCAGGUGAUUGGCAUACGCGCUCUUGGAGAAUCCAACGAAUCCGGUUCGAUCUCCGCUCGAUCGCCGUUGUCUACGCCGAAGAACGCGUGCAUGGAAAGAGUAGAACGACGUUUGUCGACUCGGUAACCUGAGCACAAUUUGCGGCGUAAUCUUCCUCGUUCUCCGCGUGCUCGUUAUCGUCAUGGGCAAUGAGAGGGAGGAGGUGAAUAUAAUCAACGUCGCGCAGAGACCCGAGAAGAAAACUCUGCUCGAGAGGUACAACAUACCGGUGGAGCAUAUCUCGUACGAAUUCGUAUCGCAGUGCACCGAUGCGAGAACACUGGAGCGAAUCGUUCGCAUCUUGCGUUCUGGGGAAGAGGGAGAGUAUCCAGAUUUGACGAGGCACACGGAGGAGCGUCUCGCUAGGAUUAAACCGACGAGCACCGUACUGAGGAAGGCGGAGCCAGUUUUGAGACGAAAUAUGUUAAAUGCGAACGAACGGCAGGAAAUCGACGGCGACAUUAGCAAUUGGACGUGCGAGAUGCAAUCUCGCGAGAAAGAUUUAGAGGAAGGAAAAGCCAUCCUCGCCAAUGGACAACCCUAUUCGCAUCCGGAAAUUCGAAAGAUUAAAACGGACGCUACUAAGGACAAAAAGAUGAAGAGCAAUGAGAAAAAACGCGAUAAGUCCAAACGAAUUGCCUCGUGUGAUUAUGCGGCUUGGGAUAAAUAUGACGUCGACACGGAAAUAAACAGGAUAGACCUGCACGACGAGCAGCGGCAGGCCGAAAUGAAGAAGAUCCAGGAACAGCGAAGGGAACUGGAUAAAAUGAAUAAGAUGGCACAUAAAGCGAUGAUCGAUAAACUUUCAUUAACCGGAACGGAAAUAAACGUAAUGGCGGAGCAAGAGAGAGAAAAGGGGAACGAAGCCUUCAGAGCGGCUGAUUACGGGGAGGCUCUUCGGCAUUACAACACCAGCAUCGACAUAGAUUCGAAUCUAAAUGCCUACAACAAUCGUGCUAUGACAUUUAUAAAGCUGCAGCGUUACGAGGAUGCGCUUAACGACUGCAACACGGUACUCGCUAUGGAUUACAGAAAUAUCAAAGCACUCCUUCGCCGAGCAUUAUCUCUGGAGCAUCUCGAAAACCCGCACGAGGCUUUGGCAGAUUACGAAGCUGUUUUGAAACUGGAGCCAACCAACAAAACGGCAAUAUCCGGCGUGAAUAAAUUGAGAAAACCAUCCGACUCGAGGAAAAUAAGGAUGAAGAUCGAGGAAAAUAUGAGCGACGACGAAAACACGGGCGGAUGUAUAAAGACGGAGAGAAAUGUGAAAACGAGCAGCACUGAGUGUCCAAAACUGCGUGUUAACAGCGAUAUAUGUUAUUGCGACAGAGCGCCAGGCUCAUCGCGAAGUAUUGCAACGAAGCCGCAUUUGAGAGCGAGUUACUGCGUGGAAACCAAGAGCAACAAAGCAGCCACAACAGCAGCAGCAGCACCGACGAAUAAAAGCAACAAGAAAACAACGCGCGACUCAUCGAGCGGCGAUAAAUUAUCACCUGUUGCGGGGGAUUUCGGCGCCAGAAAUAAAACGACGGCGCACGAAGGCGCCGUCAGGAGCGACGAUAUUUUCGCGAUUUCGCGCGAGUCAUUUCCCGGGCCGCGUGCCGCAAAGGAUAAACUGGAAAAGUCUAUUUUUUCGUGCGUGGGUAAAACGAAGCCGUCCACGGUUAUCAUUGAGGAGCUUCCGAGUGACGAAGCCUACGAAAAGCCGACGGGAUCUGCGGGCGGCUCUAGCGAGGCAAAGGUGGUCGCGAAGAAAGGAACGUACCUGACAGAAGAGAAAAGUGCCUCGACAAAGAAAUCGUGUGCGAAUAAAAAUAAGGAAUCGAUUUCUCUCGAGAAAGAAAGCGAGACUAAAACGCCCAAUAAAGUUCAGACGACUGACAAGUGUUGCGAGAAAUCGAGGAAAACUGUCGGUUCUAACGAGGCAAGGAUGGAAACGAAGAAAAAGACGGAAGAGGAGAGGAGAGAUACGCCGCUAAACAAAAAAUCAAAUGUAGACAAGAAUAAAAAGUUAUUUUCUCCUGAAAAGGAGGGCAAGACUGAGGCAAGAAUGUCAACCGAAGUUGUAGCUAACGAGUGUCGCAAAGAAAGCACAAAAUUGGAAUUGGAUCUCCAGAGAUUGGAUAACAUCGAAUCUCCUUACGAAUUUCUACGUUUAUGGCAAUCUCUGAAGAAUGAUGUUAAUCUGGAGUUGCACGCGAAACUUUUGCGAUGUAUAGCACAUGAAGAUAUGAAUAAAAUCAUAGGCAAUAAAUUGGAUGCGACAAUGUUCAGUCUUAUUCUACGUUGCUUGGACCAACAAUUCUGCACGCCGAAAGAUACGGAAUUGCUCACAAAUCUGCUGUAUUCUGUGAGUCGAUUGAGUCGAUUCUCCAUUAUCAGCAUGUUCGUGGAUUCCAGGGAUAAGAAAGCUCUGGAAAAUAUAUUGCGUUUCCUGGAAAAGGAGAAUUCACCCAAAGUCUCGCAAUUACGUCAGAUCUAUGUCACUUGAAGACCGCGUCAUCGAAUAUAAUUACGCAUAUGCGUUAAUUCUCUAUUGAAUAUUAGAUUAUUUAACAAAAAAAGAAUACAAAUUUGAUUGCAACUAGGAAUGUAAGAAUAGACUACUCACCGUAACCCGAGUGCUCAGGCGAAGAGCAGCAAUCUCCCCUCGCCCCCCCCCCCCUCUCUCUCUCUUUCUCUCUCUCACUUUCUUCGUCGUGGUAAUUCUUCCUCGGCGAUUCUCGGCGAAAA